Molecule: messenger RNA, 2436 nt
Organism: Glycine soja
Lineage: Eukaryota; Viridiplantae; Streptophyta; Magnoliopsida; Fabales; Fabaceae
Product: protein IQ-DOMAIN 14-like
Exons: 3
Coding region: 1014-2204 (396 amino acids)
Molecular function (GO): protein binding
Source: RefSeq, a predicted model, not a curated record
AGAGAAAGAAAGGGAGAGCCUUUGAAGUACCCUUUUACUCAAUGCCCGGUUUGAACCAAGCUCACGGGAUUGUUGUCAGUGGGUAUCUUUCAUAUGUACUACACGUUGCUCCAGAAAGUUAGAGAGAGAGAGAGAGAGAGAAAACAACAACAAAGUAAUAAAUAUUGCAUUUUUGUAGCAUAAUACUAACAUAUAAUGCUUUCAAAGUGAGAGAGAGAGAGAGAGGAAUUGGUUAUUGUUGGUACUUUGGUAGUGUUAUUGGAGUGAGUGAGUGGGGUGGGAAGGGAAUUCGGCGCUCUUUCUCUUUUUUGAAUUCAAGAUCAGAUAAGAAGCUGUUUGUUUUGUUUUGGGUGUUGGGGGGGCUUUUCCCUAUGAUUAUUAUUGUCACUUUUUUCAUAGGAUUUCACCUUUGUGCUUUGUCUGUAAUUCUUGUCUCUUUACUCAAGGGGGUGAGAUUUUGAAGCGUUAUGCUUACUAUUUUAAUGUUAUUUUCUUUUUUCCUUUGAGCCUCUGCUAACUUUCUGUGACCGCUUUUUGUCCUCUAAUGCACUUCUUCACGAGGUCCUGUCAGAGGGUUUAUUUUCAAAAAAAGUUCCAGCUUUAUCCAUUUUUUUGCUCUCCUCCCUCUUUUUCACUAUAAUUUUCAAAGUUUGUUUGUCUGAUGAAAUUUCAUUUUACCCCGUUUUAUUAAUCUUUUCAUCCAUCCUGCUCUCAUCCCUUCUCUUCUGCUAGAUUCUUUACACUUUACACUACACCCUCUUUUGUUUGCACUAAACUCCACUUGUUUCUUUGUCCCUCCAAUUUUUUAAACCAAGAAUUUUUCAUUUUCAGUUUGAGUUUUUCACCUGUCCCUUGUAUAUUGAACCAUUUGUUUUCACUUGGUUGCUACACUUGUUCAUUUACAAGCAGCAAAACCCUCUUUAUCUUUAACCAAAAGAGGCAAAGUUUCGCUUAACUUUGGCACCGUUUCUCAUUAUUCCAGAUCGUGACUCAAAAGUCGUGAAGUUAUUAUUAUGGGGAAAGCUAGCAGGUGGUUGAAAGGGUUGUUGGGGAUGAAGAAGGAGAAGGACCAUAGUGACAAUUCAGGCUCAUUGGCUCCUGACAAGAAGGAGAAGAAAAGGUGGAGUUUUGCCAAGCCAGGGAAGGAUGUGCCACCUUCAGUUCCUGCCACUGAUAACACCUGGCUCAGAUCCUAUAUUUCUGAGACAGAGAAUGAGCAGAACAAGCAUGCAAUUGCGGUGGCAGCCGCCACCGCGGCUGCUGCUGAUGCCGCCGUGGCCGCUGCGCAGGCGGCUGUGGCAGUUGUGAGGCUCACAAGCCAGGGGAGAGGGGCAUUGUUCAGUGGAAGCAGGGAGAAGUGGGCUGCUGUGAAGAUCCAAACUUUUUUUAGAGGCUACUUGGCACGGAAGGCUCUUAGAGCACUGAAAGGAUUGGUUAAGAUACAAGCUCUUGUUAGAGGGUAUUUGGUUAGAAAGAGGGCUGCUGCAACUCUUCACAGUAUGCAAGCUCUAAUAAGAGCUCAAACUGCUGUUAGAACACAGCGAGCUCGUCGCUCGAUGAGCAAAGAAAACAGAUUUCUACCUGAAGUUCUUGCAAGAAAAUCUGUGGAACGAUUUGAUGAAACAAGGAGUGAAUUCCACAGUAAAAGGCUACCUACAUCCUAUGAAACAUCCUUGAAUGGUUUUGAUGAGAGCCCCAAGAUUGUUGAAAUUGACACAUACAAGACUCGAUCAAGGUCUAGGCGCUUUACCUCUACAAUGUCUGAGUGUGGAGAAGACAUGUCCUGUCAUGCAAUCUCAUCCCCUCUUCCUUGUCCAGUCCCGGGUCGAAUCUCAGUUCCUGAUUGCAGAUACAUUCAAGAUUUUGAUUGGUACUACAAUGUUGAUGAGUGUAGAUUCUCCACAGCUCAUAGCACCCCACGUUUCACAAACUAUGUGAGGCCUAAUGUUCCAGCUACACCAGCCAAGAGUGUUUGUGGAGACACCUUCUUCAGACCUUACUCCAAUUUCCCCAACUACAUGGCCAAUACUCAGUCAUUCAAUGCAAAACUAAGGUCUCAUAGUGCUCCAAAGCAAAGACCUGAACCCAAGAAAAGGCUCUCACUCAAUGAAAUGAUGGCAGCAAGAAACAGCAUAAGUGGUGUUAGAAUGCAAAGGCCAUCAUCCAAUUUCUUCCAGACUCAAGAAGACUCAUGGAAUUUUUGACAAUCACAAGGAAUAUUUGAGAGGCAAUUGAGUCUAAAUGAUGUUAGUAAUAUCUAGAAUAUGUUUUUUCACUUGUGCUUACAACUUACAAAUUCAGGGAUGAAAUUCUCAAUUCUCAAUUCUGCUUGUGUACAUUCUUUUAAUUAAAGAGUUUUUCUUUUUUCAAUCAUGCCCUUUCUCUUGUAUCAAAUGAUUUACAUCUAGUAAAGAAUUUGGCCUGGUCAUUUUUAAG